AUGGCCAUGCAGAGUUUCCUGCAGUACGUGGGCUCCAGCUCGCUGCUCUGUUUGGCAGCAGGGCUGUUUGCUCUCCUUUACUUUCUCACCAGCUCGAAGAAGUCGGUUUGCAGUUUGCCUCCUGGGCCACGGCCUCUUCCUCUGAUCGGAAACUUGAACGUGGUGGACCUGAAAAAGCCGUUCCAGUCGCUGACAGAGCUAUCCAAGACAUAUGGCAACGUCUUCACCGUGCAUUUUGGACCCAGGAAAGCCGUGGUACUGGCUGGAUAUGAAACCAUCAAGGAUGCCCUUUUAAAUCAUGCUGAAGAAUUUGGAGAGAGGGCAGAAAUACCCAUAUUUAGGAAAAUGACACAAGGAAAUGGCAUAGCAUUCAGCCAUGGAGAGCUAUGGAAAACUAUGAGAAGAUUUACCUUGUCCACACUGCGGGAUUUUGGAAUGGGAAAGAGAACCCUGGAGAUCCGAAUCCUGGAGGAAGUAAAUUCCCUUAUCAAAUAUUUUGAAUCCUAUCAUGGGAAACCAUUUGAUACGAAAGUGAUACUCAACAGUGCUGUAUCCAAUGUCAUCUGCUCGAUAUUGUUUGGAGAGAGGUUUGAAUAUGAUGAUCCUGUGUUUCUAACAUUGCUGGAGCUGAUAAAUCAAAAUGCUAAGCUGUUGGGCUCCCCUAUGGUGCUGUUAUAUAAUUUCUACCCAUACCUUGGAUUUCUCUCUGGAGCUUCCAAGACUGUGCUACAAAAUAUCAGUGAAUUGAACGCUUUCCUCCAGAAGCUCUUCCAGCAACACAAAGAGGAGCUUAAUGAAAAUGACUUAACAGGCUUUGUUGAUGCCUUUCUGGUAAAGCAGCAACAGGAGUCAAAGAAACCCCACACUAUGUUCGACAAUGGAAACCUGAUGUUUUCAACCUUGGACCUCUUUGCUGCUGGGACUGAAACUACAUCUACAACUGUGCGCUGGGGGCUCCUUCUGAUGAUGAAAUACCCAGAAAUUCAGAGAAAGAUUCAGGAAGAAAUGAACCGUGUCAUUGAACCAGGAGAGCUGCCUAAGUUGGAGGACCGGAAAAAAAUGCCUUAUACAGAAGCAGUGAUACAUGAAAUACAAAGGUUUGCCAAUAUUGUCCCUAUGGGUGUAUCACGAUCAACUCCCAGAGAUGUGAAUUUCCAAGGCUAUGUGAUUCCUAAGGGUACUGAGAUUAUUCCACUGCUGACCUCUGCUCUGAAUGAUGAGUUACACUGGAAAACCCCGGAUCAGUUCAACCCUUCCCAUUUCCUGGAUGCCAACGGGAACUUCAUUAGGAGAGAAGCAUUUAUUCCAUUUUCCAUAGGACGAAGGGCUUGCCUUGGUGAAGGACUGGCCAAAAUGGAGCUGUUCCUCUUUUUUGGGGGCUUGCUCCGCAAAUUUGUUUUUCGUCCUCCUCCAGGAGUGGAUAAGUCAGACCUGGAUCUCACUGCUGAUGUCGGCUUUACCUUGAACCCCAUGCCUCACCUGGUUUGUGCUGUGCCCUGUGAAUGAUCAAACAACAUGGCAGUAGAGUAGUGAACACUUUGAGCUUGAAAGCAAGUUUAGUUACAGGGGGGAAAAGCCAUCUGUACCUGAGCUUUAGGGCAAGGAAGACACCAGGCACUGCUAUUUUUCUCAUUCAUGCUAUUUUCUCCAACAGUUCUUGUGGUGUCUCUAAUGCAAACCCUUCAGACAGCCCUGAAUACUGCUCUCAGAAGCAGUGUGAUUCAUUCCUGGAACAGCACACCAGAGAUGCUGUUUUCAGGACUGUUUGAAAGAAUGAAAUGCCUUCAAGCCUCCUCUAUAGAUGUAACCCAUCAGAGGCUCUCCCCUGACAGCCUCCAAGGGGAAUUUCUCAGCCCAAAGUCCAAGCU
Messenger RNA from Manacus vitellinus (golden-collared manakin), 1868 nucleotides. RefSeq names its product cytochrome P450 2K1. The transcript has 9 exons. The record is from RefSeq and is a predicted model, not a curated record. Bases 1 to 1506 code for a protein of 501 amino acids. NCBI's taxonomy places the organism in Eukaryota, Metazoa, Chordata, Aves, Passeriformes, Pipridae. Gene Ontology annotation, cellular component: cytoplasm; intracellular membrane-bounded organelle. Gene Ontology annotation, biological process: xenobiotic metabolic process. Gene Ontology annotation, molecular function: oxidoreductase activity, acting on paired donors, with incorporation or reduction of molecular oxygen, reduced flavin or flavoprotein as one donor, and incorporation of one atom of oxygen; iron ion binding; heme binding.